AUGGACAACGCAUUCUACCAUUCGGUACAAGUUAAUAAGCCCCCAAACCAAUCCAACCGCAAAAGCGAGUUGGUAAAGUGGUUGAAUGAAAACGGAGUUACAGCAGAUAUAAAAAUGUUAAAAGCAGAGCUUAUUGCCUUAGUACGACGUCAUAAACCAUCAACUCCUACCUAUGCUCUGGACGAAAUGGCAAAAGAAAAAGGCCACCAGGUCCUUCGACUACCACCCUACCAUUAUCAGUAUAACGCUAUUGAGCUGAUUUGGGCCCAAAUAAAAGGUCACACCGCAAGAAAUAAUACAUCGCCGCCAUUUACGGCAAAUAAGAUGUUGGCCCUAUUACAAGACGCCAUCAACAAAGUUCUGCCUGAAGACUGGUCGAAGGUUGUGAAUAAAAUAAAAAGGGACAUUAUGUCUGAUUGGGAUCGUGACAUCCAUAUUGACAAUAUAAUGGACUCAUCGUUAAUAAUAUCCGUCACAGAUACAGAUGAUGAAUUUAGUGACAAUUCAGAUGUUCCUGGUUCUGAUAUGAGUUUAGACGAAUAA
Molecule: messenger RNA, 543 nt
Organism: Vanessa atalanta (red admiral)
Lineage: Eukaryota; Metazoa; Arthropoda; Insecta; Lepidoptera; Nymphalidae
Exons: 1
Coding region: 1-543 (180 amino acids)
Molecular function (GO): nucleic acid binding
Source: RefSeq, a predicted model, not a curated record